Molecule: messenger RNA, 789 nt
Organism: Metschnikowia bicuspidata var. bicuspidata NRRL YB-4993
Lineage: Eukaryota; Fungi; Ascomycota; Pichiomycetes; Serinales; Metschnikowiaceae
Gene: POP3
Product: Pop3p
Exons: 1
Coding region: 1-789 (262 amino acids)
Biological process (GO): nuclear-transcribed mRNA catabolic process, RNase MRP-dependent; tRNA processing; intronic box C/D snoRNA processing
Cellular component (GO): ribonuclease MRP complex; cytosol; nucleolar ribonuclease P complex
Molecular function (GO): ribonuclease MRP activity
Source: RefSeq, a predicted model, not a curated record
AUGUCAAAACAUACUCCAGGGGCAGGCUCGAUCAGAGACAUUGAGCAAAAGAAACGGGAGGUCCUUAAACCGUUGCUUGAAAACCCGUUCACCCAAGGCACAGAAUGGCCAACGAUAGAUCGGUCGGUGGCUGAGACUAUAAUGGAGUGUUUGAUUCAAGUUCUAUCAGGUUAUGGAAUCUACUUGGAAAUGAGGAGCCUCAAUAAAGAUAAGAAAAUUCCUGUGCCCGAGGUGGCAGGAAAAAUCACCAUUGGCUUCAAUUCAACCGUCAAGAAGUUAGAGAAGCAGGCCGGUCCUAACCGUGCUAAACUACUAGGCAAACCUCCAAAAAGGAGUAAACAAGAACAGCCGAAUACGCCGGGAUAUGUAAAAUACGUAUUUGUGGCAAAAUCUGAUAUCAGUACUUCUCUACUAACAAGCUGCUUCCCCUUGCUCACAUAUUCAGCAUCGCGAUCGGCGCUGGAUCGCGUGAAGCUUGUGGAAUUGCCCCGGGGUGCCAUGCAAAAACUUUCCAAAGUACUAAGAACCGAUAACGUGAGUAUCAUCUCGCUCGAGGAAAAGUGGGCGGACGGAAAAUUGCUUUUUGAUGUGGUGGACAGCAAUAUUCGGGACGUGGAGGUGCCAUGGCUUGCGGCGCUUUUCGAUGAAAACUCAGCACCGGUAUACGAGAAGCCCAACAUCAAGUUUGUCAAGACGAGCGUGCCAGUGGGCCGUGCAAACAAGAAGAAGAAUGGUGUGUUGAAAAAGAAGAAGAACAGAAAGAACGAGGGAAGAGUACUGAAGCCGUAG